Messenger RNA from Colletotrichum siamense, 1374 nucleotides. It is a transcript of the gene ATR14, whose product is annotated as Cytochrome P450 monooxygenase ATR14. Gene Ontology annotation, molecular function: heme binding; monooxygenase activity; oxidoreductase activity, acting on paired donors, with incorporation or reduction of molecular oxygen. NCBI's taxonomy places the organism in Eukaryota, Fungi, Ascomycota, Sordariomycetes, Glomerellales, Glomerellaceae. The record is from RefSeq and is a predicted model, not a curated record. The coding region runs from base 1 to 1374 and encodes 457 amino acids. The transcript is spliced from 3 exons.
AUGUCUUCAUUCACCCAUUACAUUGGGCUGGCUAUCAUUGGGGCUUUGCUUUACGGCGUGAUUAAGUGCGUCUAUAACCUCACGUUGCACCCUCUAGCACGCUUUCCUGGCCCUCUCCUCCAUCGCGCAACCCGUCUUUCCUCCUGUGUUCGCCUCAUUCAGGGUCGCCUUCCCUAUGACGUCCUUGACCUCCACCGCCAGUACGGCCAUGUAGUACGCAUCGCCCCGGACGAACUGUCUUUCGCCCACGCCGAUGCCUGGAAGGAGAUAUACGGACGUCGGCCCAUGGGCACCUCUGCCGCCGGCCCCGAGGAGCUGCCCAAGUACAGCACAUUCUACCGCAAUGCUGGGCUUCCACAUAGCAUCGUCAACGAAGACAGGGAGAACCAUGCACUCCUGCGGCGCAUGCUAUCCCCUGGCUUCAGCGAGCGGGCACUGAGGAACCAGGAGCCCGUCAUCGGGGGCUACGUCGACCUGCUCAUGCGGCAGCUGCACAGGCACAGCAAGGUCCGCGAGACUGAUGUACAAGGGGACGACGACCUGGACCUCUCGGGCACGGGGUGCGAGUCCACGCUGGAACUCCAAGGCCAGCAGGUCGGUGCGCCCAAGCCCGUGGAUCUCAAAGACUGGUAUAUCUGGACCACGUUCGACGUCAUUGGCGACCUCUGCUUUGGUGAACCCUUCGGCGGCCUCGAGCGCGGGCGCUAUGAUCCGUGGGUGGCCCAGCUCAACUCGGCGGGACCCAUCUCAGCGUGGCUCUGGACCAUCAAGUAUCUGGGUUGGGACCGCGUGCUGGUCCGCCUGAUGCGGUGGCUGGUGUUGAACCGCGUCGAGCUCGCGCGCCGCACGACCGAGCGGCUGCAGCGGCGCAUGGCCAUGCCGACCGAGAGGCUGGACCUGGUCGCCGGGCUGCUCAAGAAGCGGGAGGGCUCGGCCCUGGAACCCCUACAGAUCCGCGUCAACGUGGGCACGCUUGUGCUUGCCGGGUCGGAGACGACAUCCACGCUAUUGUGCGGUGUGACGUUUCUUGUGUUGAAGCAUCGCGAGGUCAUGAUGAGGCUGAGGGAGGAGGUCCGGUCCUCGUUCGCCCGGGAGGAGGACAUCACAAUAUCGUCCGUAACCAAGCUUACCUACAUGUCGGCGUGUCUGGAUGAGGCGCUUCGAUGCUAUCCGCCUGCAGCAGCCGGUAUGCCUAGGGAGGUCCCUACUGGUGGCACGACCGUGGCUGGUGAAAUUCUUCCUGAAGGUCUCAUCUUCAACUUCGACAUGGAGCUUGUCGACCCGGGGGACGACUGGUUGAAUCAGAAGUCCUAUUUGUUCUGGCACAAGACGCCGUUGAAGGUUUACUUAACAGCUGUACGUAGAAACGAGUAA